Pistacia vera is the source of this 1674-nucleotide messenger RNA. Its product is annotated as disease resistance-like protein DSC1. The coding region runs from base 40 to 1017 and encodes 325 amino acids. NCBI's taxonomy places the organism in Eukaryota, Viridiplantae, Streptophyta, Magnoliopsida, Sapindales, Anacardiaceae. The record is from RefSeq and is a predicted model, not a curated record. Gene Ontology annotation, molecular function: protein binding. The transcript has 3 exons.
GAUUGUACAAGUCUUACAACUCUUCCAAGAAAGAUUGAUAUGGAAGCUCUGAAAAUACUUGUACUUUCUGGUUGCUUGAAGUUGAAGACGUUUCCACAGAUUCUACGAAGUAUGGAAUUUCUAGUGGAGCUUUGUUUAGACAGAACUCCGAUUAAAGAAUUACCAUUCCCAGUUGAACAUCUAAAGGGAAUUGUUUUGUUGAGUAUGGAAGACUGCAAGAAUCUUGUGACUCUUCCAACAAAUAUAAAUGAUUUGAAAUCUCUCAAAACUCUGUCAAUCUCUGGUUGCUUCAAACUUGAAAAUGUACCAGAGAAUUUGGGGCAAGUAGAAAAUUUGGAGAAGCUUGAUGUAAGUGGAACUGCUAUAAGGCGACCAACGUCCUCCAUUUUUUUCAUGAAGAAUCUUAAGGAGUUAUCUUUUCGCGGCUGCAAAGGACCGCCAUCAAGCUCAUGGUAUUUGCCUUUCCCAUUCAAUUUGAUGUCAGGUCGAAGAUCAGAUCCCAUCAUCACUUUGAAGUUGCCUUCACUGUCAGGUUUGCCAUCAUUGACAGACUUAGAUCUCAGUGACUGCAAUCUAGGACCAAUCCCCAGUGAAGUUGGCAACUUAGUUUCAUUGCAAAAGCUACAUUUAGGAAAGAACAAUUUUGUGUCACUUCCUAGCAGCAUCAAUCGUCUUCCUAAGCUUAUGGAACUUUGUUUGGAUAAUUGUCAUGGGCUUCAAUCAUUGCCAGAACUUCCACCGAAUUUAAAUUGCCUUCUUGUAGAUCAUUGUACUUCACUAGAAAGAUUUCCAAAUGCAUUAUGCAUAACACCAUAUCGUGUACAAUACACUUCUUGUGUGAAUUGCUUGAAAUUGAGUGACUACAAAACCAGUGUGGCAUCAACACCAAAGGAAAUGCCCAAUUCAACAGCUGACGUUACCAAUAUUUUUAUUCCUGGAAGUGAAGUUCCGAAGUGGUUCAGCCAUCAGAGUGAGGGUUCUUCAAUAAGAAUAAAAUGUCUUCCAGACAUGAAGUAGAAGGGAUUCUUUGUCACCGCUGUUCUUUUUACCCGGAAGCAUUUUCCUGCCCUCAAUAAUAAUGCUUGCAUUCGUUAUCAAGGCAAUCAAGAAGGGAGAAAUCCUUUCCAUUCGUGUGUUAUACCUGAAGAUAUAUUUGUCUACGGUACAGUUUCAGACCAUCUUUGGCUACUCUAUAUCCCAAUCUGCUACUUCGACAUGGUGCCGCAUAAAUAUUUUGGGUUUGAAUUUAAGACACGAGAGUGCCUAGCAGUGACUGUGAGUAGGUGUGCGGCCCAUCCGAUAUAUGAAGAAGAAUUGGUCGAGUUUGACUAUCCAACAGAACAAUGCAGUAGUAGCUCUAUUUCUGGGAAUAAUUUGAUUGAAUAUCACCAAGAUUUUGUUACAUCAGAAAUGGAUGCUGCUGCAACUAAGCGAAGCCUUGUUGAAUAUGAUGGCGCAGAAACUAGUGGAAUCGAUGAGGAACCACAACCCAAAAGGCAGAAAAACUCAGAAUUCUCUUGAUCACCUUGAAGGGUAAUGAACAAGUCGUUCCUGAAAUUGAUAUGGAUGGUGGAAUCUUUGGUUGAAGUGGAUGUGAUUGAAAGACUCUUUCUAAUUUAGUUGUUUAAAUAAUUCUGAAUUUCAGAUGAUGACAUGACAUCUCUAUUAUGAAAG